Molecule: messenger RNA, 1070 nt
Organism: Aureobasidium subglaciale EXF-2481
Lineage: Eukaryota; Fungi; Ascomycota; Dothideomycetes; Dothideales; Saccotheciaceae
Exons: 2
Coding region: 228-923 (231 amino acids)
Source: RefSeq, a predicted model, not a curated record
CCGAGAGCGGGGCUGUUAGAGCAACGCAAGCAAGUUCCACGUACCAAUAUAUGGUUGUUCAAGGGGUGCUAUAUCAAGCCGUACUGAGGCCGAUAAUCAUAACAACAUCCAACAUCCAACAUCCAACAUCCAAUAUUCAAGUCGGAAGAUAUCUUCCCGCUCUCGAGUCUCUGCAGUACCUUCUUGGGCCAGCAUUUUUUUUUCUCACCGAAACACACGCAAAUACGAUGCCUAAACACGUAGUCUUCGACGUAGUGGGCACCUGCGUCUCCUACUCUGCCUUCUUCUCUCGCAUCUCCUCUGUCCUCGGCCCCCGCCUCCUAGCCAACAACAUAACACCCAAACUCUUCGGCUUCGCCUGGAUGGAAUCCUCAGAACGAGAAUUCACAUAUCUCUCAAUCUCUUCGCGCUAUACACCCUACAAGCAAGUCUUCGCUGCAAUGUUCUACCGCAUCUUGUGGAUGAGCGGGAUUGAGAACCCCCGCGAGUUUGCUACUGAUGCGGAGAGAGAUGAGAUUGUGUCUAGCUACUCAGAGUUGGAGCUGAGGGAAGGUGUACAGGAGACGUUCGGCAUGUUGAGGGAUGCAGGGUUCACAGUGUGGUGUUUGACGACUGGUGAUGUAGAGAGGGUGCGAGGCUAUUUCAUGAAAGCGAAUAUGGAUAUGCCGUUGGAGAACUUCAGGUCGUGUGAUGGUAUGGGAGUUGCGAAGCCGGCUUUGGCGGCCUAUAAACCCUUAUUUGAGAGCUUUGGUGAGGAAGAGGAGAAGUGGUUUGCGGCUGCGCACAUUCUGCAUAGAUUCAAAGGUGCUUAUUGCUCGGUGUAUGAGAAGGAAGAUUGCAGGGAGUUGUUUGGAGUGGAUAUGGAUGUCAUGGCUGACACUUUGCCGGCCAUGGCCAAGAAGAUUAUCGAAGCCUCGAAGUGACGACACCGAGAAUGUUUCACAUCCCCUGUACACUAUUCUACUGAACGCGAGGCAGUAUGAGAUCUUGUGGACACCUUCAUUGUAUGUCUGUGUUCCAAUCAUGCUUUUGAUUUUCAAAUACUUGAUACUGGGCGCUCAGCGCGGGCA